AUGGCUUCCGAAAAUGAAUUCCAGCUCUUCACUUCAUUGCGAUAUGAUCCCUUGCUACCUACAUCAGAGGAAAACUCUCGUCAGAUUCUGAACUUUGUCUCCCCGUCACCCUUCUACAUGCUUGCCUAUCACAGAGAUCGAAUGGUAGAAGCAGCGCAGCACUUUGACUUUUUUGAGGUCGAGAAGAAGCUUCAAGAUGGCGAGGCACUACACGCCGAACUACUGAAGCGGACUCAGGCUCAUAUACAAAAGUCUGGAAAAGACGAAGCGAUGAAGCUUCGACUGCUGUACGAUAAAGACGCCAAUCUUACCGUCGAGUUCACCGCUGUCCCUGCUGUCCCCCUGUCCACCCUUUACCCUCCAUCUCUGGACCCACCAGCAUCCAUCCCAGAAAAACAUCCCGCAAACACCUUCAAGCCUUCUCCGCUAACAGGUGGUGCUCUAACCCUCGGCGCCGACGACUCCCUUCCAGCAGCAACAUCUACACCUCCUCCGCCACCAGAAUGGAAGAUCAAGCUAGACACCGCGCCCACACCAUCAUCACCCUUCACCCUCCUAAAGACUACCAAACGAGAAAUGUAUGAUCAAAGCCGUGAACGUGCCUUACCUGAGAACUCUGCUGGUCCAGCCUACCGGGAAGUAAUGCUCUACAACGAAGUCAACGAGCUCACAGAAGGCACUCUAACGUCCCUCUACCUCUUCCGCGGUGGCCGUUGGGUUACCCCGCCAGUUGGCGUCCCCUCUGGCGAGUUCACGAGCAAGACGUUAAAGGAUGACGGUGCCGACGAAGGAGAGCUUAGAAAGCCGUUUGCCGGUCGCUGGGGCCAUUCCACGAGAAGCGCAAAGGUUGGGGCUGGGGGGCAAAGGGGCACAAGUCGUAGGUGGGCGUUGGGCAGCGGGUAUUGUAUGGAAGAGCCUGUUAGUAUUGACACUGUGCAAGUUGGCGAGCAUGUGUGGUGUUGUGUCUGCUCGCCUUUUUACGAAGGCAGCAGCAGGGUCUGUUUACAUGACGUAUCUAUGAUCCAGCUGAAGUAA
Molecule: messenger RNA, 1035 nt
Organism: Pyrenophora tritici-repentis Pt-1C-BFP
Lineage: Eukaryota; Fungi; Ascomycota; Dothideomycetes; Pleosporales; Pleosporaceae
Product: Aminotran-4 domain containing protein
Molecular function (GO): catalytic activity
Source: RefSeq, a predicted model, not a curated record